This is a messenger RNA of Protopolystoma xenopodis, 291 nucleotides long. Lineage: Eukaryota; Metazoa; Platyhelminthes; Monogenea; Polystomatidea; Polystomatidae. The record is from the annotation of a GenBank genome assembly.
AUGUAUGAUUGUGCAAGUUUGUUUGAUAAAUUGCAGUUUAUCGUGAUUCAUGAAGAGGAGGAGUUAGCGGAGAAGGAGAAGCAAGGGAAGAGGGAAAAGGAUGAGUUGAACGAGAUGACGGAGGAGUUGUUCGAGUUCAUUUCUGACCGUCUGCAAAGACACUUUUGUGCCCGAUUCGAUACUGGGCCGUUCAGCUUGAAGUUUUCACAUAAACACACUAUUUUCUCCGCUUCAUCGGCCUCCAUGCGGCCGCACACGAGCCCUCUGCUCCGAGCCUUGAUCUCCUCUUAG